Molecule: messenger RNA, 2796 nt
Organism: Hydractinia symbiolongicarpus
Lineage: Eukaryota; Metazoa; Cnidaria; Hydrozoa; Anthoathecata; Hydractiniidae
Product: metalloproteinase inhibitor 3-like
Exons: 2
Coding region: 724-1377 (217 amino acids)
Molecular function (GO): protein binding; metalloendopeptidase inhibitor activity
Source: RefSeq, a predicted model, not a curated record
UUUUUUAACUUCUAAAACUAGAACAAAUUCUCACAACAUAAAAUUCCCCAAAUGGCGCAAUUCGCGAAAAUUUCCUGCCACCAAAUUACCCGACGUUAAUGUAGUCUAAAAAGUUCUAAAACAGAAUAUUAGGUUCAUCAAAAUCCAGGUCAUCCAUAAUGUCCGGCAUAAUUUGACCUGUUUAUCCUAUUGUGUUUCUUUUUUCUUUCUCGGUAGUGAAAACCUCUGUUCAAAGUGAUAUUAGAAUAAGCUCUACAUAACAAAUGCAACCUCAUUCCCAGUGUUCCUUACCCUAAUUUCUAUACGAAUAGUGGACUUGAUGUCAGAAGAGCUGCAAGAUGCCUUGGGGACAAGGUUGAUAACGAUGAGCACUCUCGUGGGAACUUUCUGUUAUAAACUUUAAAGAGACAUGGUAAGGAAAUCCAUAUUCACGAAAUUGUGAAAUACACUGGUGACAGCUAUCCGAGAUCUUUAUAUAAAGAUACGGAUGAGGAAUGUUAACAACAUUUCCAUCAAAGGUAAAUCUUUUAUAUUACUAACUUUCCCACCAUUGUUUAUAAAGGAACGCUGAUCUAUCUGCGUCAAGACUUACAAAGACUGCUUUAAAUUUGUGGUAUAUAAAUUAUCAAAACAACCCUAUUACAGUGUAGGACGAGAGAGAAAAAGUUGAUCACAGGAUAAGAAGGAAAUCACCAGAAGAUUAUGCGUAAAGUUUAAAUUAAAAUGAAAGUCUUAUCAAUUGUGCUUUUGUUAGCAGGAUACUUAGGUGUCGCUGAAAGUUGUAUGUGCAUGCCGACACAUCCGCAAAAUGCGUUUUGUAAAUCAGAAUUUGUGCUUAAGGCGGCCGUUACGUCGUGGCGUCGCUAUACGUUCAUCAAGAAUUACGAACUGUUUGUCCAGAUGGGAAUACCACCUCCAAGAAUGGCAUACUACAGUAUCUCUGUUGUAAAAAUUUUCAAGGGAAAAGACAAAAUUCAACAUCUUCUCAAAAAUCCAGUCUUUUUCACGCAUGCACAAGACAUAAUAAGCAACUGCGGAAAAUUCUUUAACAAAGGAGAAAAAUAUUUACUUGCUGGAAGAUUGGUUGAUGGUCAAAUGCAAACCAGUAUGUGUGAUAUGAAUAGUAAAUGGCAUGAUGUAACAAAACAAAUGAAGCUUGGUAUCAAUGGGAUGUACGAUUGUAACUGUGCUGUAGCUACUUGCGUUGAUGGAUACUGUGAUCGCAAAAACUCGUGCAAAUGGAAUGUUACAUGGGAUAAACCGAUCGAUGAAUGCUCGAUGAAUCACCGUAGUUGUGGCAAGUCAGAGAAAGGAUGUGUGUGGAAUUCUAGCAGUCAAUAUGCAGAGUGUCGCAGGCAGGAGAACUCACUUGUAUAACUGAUGGAUUCUUGUAUUCACUAAUUUGUUUUUUUUUAUUAUUAUUACUUUAUAUAUACACUCUUUUUUUAAAAGAAUAUAAAGCUGGGAAUUAUUCAAAAAUUAGGAAUAUCUUAAGAAUGAUCCACAGGCUGGUUUCUCAUAGAAAGGAGAAUAAAACUUUUUUGUUUUUCCCACUGCUUAUCUUUUCUAUUUUAUGUUUUAUUUUAUAUUUUAUUGAUAUGCGUGAUGGCAGAAGAAAAGUUUCGCGCUAGCCACAUAUCAGAAAGGGGGAAAAGGAGCCCUGGGGAUAAGAUUGCAUGGCAAUAAGUGAUUUUGAAUUUAUUUUUAGAACUAAAAGGCUGCUUGAACUCUUUUUAAAAUUUUGAAAAAGCUCUUUUCAUUCUCAAGAUAAAAAUUAUUCUGCACAAAGCAUCAUGUCAUGAUUACCCCAAUUUUUAUUUGUAUGGCAGGAUAUGAAUUCAGACUUGUUCGACAUAUAAAGAUUACAGAAACAAAAUGGAAAUUAUUGAAAAAUCCUUAAAAUAGUGCCAAUUUGCCCCUAAACUUACCCUGAUCGACACUUCUUCCAAUAGUUUCUUCUUCUGUAUUCAUUUAACGUUCCCUGAAAUGGAAACAUAUUUGUUCGUGAAAUAUUUCACAUCGUUCAACUUUUCUACAUCUUAUUACAUCACUCUGAAUUUCCUCUAAGUAGGUGUUGUUUUCUCUUUUUUGCACAUAGCCUCUAAAUUUGUUGGAAAAUGCAUACUAAAUUGUUUCUUCAUUUGUUUACCUUGAUAAGUUUAUAUAAAGCAGUUUGAAGUAUUCUAAAAGGGAUCUGUCUCCUCUGUUCGUUUAAAUGGCUGUACAUUAUACAGUCAUUUAACCAAACAAAGUGGACAAUUCUUCACUGUAAGAAAAAGUUGUGCGUGUUUCAUUUGUGAAUGACUAGGACUUAAAUUAGCACCAUGAACAUUGUUUGGUCAAUCAAAUUGUUUAAUGUACGACCAUUAUUUGCUUCAGGCAAAUCUUUUUAAGUUUUGUAAUUGUUUAUUAAAAUACAGCAAUAUCUGGCUUAGUCAUGUUUUCAAGGAAACUAUGACCCCUUUUAAGAUAUGAUUUUAACUCGAAACAUCUUCCAUGUUAUUAUGUUGGCCAUUUUUUAUAGGUUUCUAUAUCUAUUACAAUGUAAAGAUUAUUGUCUAUAGAUUGACAUUUAUUGUAGUUGUUCAGAAUUUGAAAAACAUAUAACAAUGUACCGUGCAUUAUAAUUUUGUUACGGAAUUACCAAACCUUCUGUUAUUAUCAUUAAAAAGAUUUCGAAUCGUUUUACAACAGCCAUUCCCGACACUUUUAACCCCAGCCUGUCAUAAAUAACAUUUUGAAACGUUCUUUGAAACCUUAAUUUUUAAAAACUCAAAUGGAUCGCUAAAACAGCGA